Molecule: messenger RNA, 579 nt
Organism: Saprolegnia parasitica CBS 223.65
Lineage: Eukaryota; Oomycota; Saprolegniomycetes; Saprolegniales; Saprolegniaceae
Exons: 1
Molecular function (GO): protein binding
Source: RefSeq, a predicted model, not a curated record
CGCGAUACCGCGUACAGCUUGGACGAUCGGGAAACCUUUGUCGCCAAGUACCUCAAGCCGACGACGCCCGUGGCCAACCUCGCCAACAUCUCCGAGAGCCCCGAGUCUUCGGCCGUCAAGUUUGACGACAACGAAGCAGAAGACGCAGCAGACGAAGACGAAGAAGCAGAAGACGAAGACAGCAUGUCGGUGCACGACCUCGUCGACGACGACAUUCCGCGCGUCCACAACGACGACGACGACGAGGCGGCGCACGAAGAGGACAUUCAGGAAGUCGACACGCUUGUGACGCUAGGAAUUGCCAUGCUACAGAAAGGGUCGGCAAGCGGCGCAGUCGCGGCGUUCGAACGGGCGGUGGAGCUGCUGCCGCGCGACCCGCUUCUCUAUUCGUACCUCGGCAAAGCGUAUUAUGCGGACGAGGACCUCGACCGCGCCGUGCUGGCGCUCGAGCGGUCGCUGGAUCUGGUCCCGUCCGCCGCCAACUCGACGCUGCUCGGCAAGAUCCUCUUUGAGAAGGGCGACCAUGACAAGGCCAUUCUCGCCUACCAGAGGUCGCUGGAGAUCCAGCGGGGCAACUAG